Messenger RNA from Porites evermanni, 5565 nucleotides. NCBI's taxonomy places the organism in Eukaryota, Metazoa, Cnidaria, Anthozoa, Scleractinia, Poritidae. The record is from the annotation of a GenBank genome assembly.
AUGAGAUUAAGUGUUUUCGUGGCCCUUUUGGUGAGUAUGUGUUUCUCUUGGACAAGAUAGGUGAAUGUUUGUGCUGUUAGUGAAAGAUAUCCAACCUCAAUCGAAAGAACUGCGUCGUCUGACACACAUGGACUUAACACCGAUAAAACACCCACUAGGCCACUAGAAAAUCUAAUUUAUGCUGUCUCCAGAAUCAUCUAAAAUAGGGAUUUUUUCUCCUCUGCUUCAAAUAUGUCGUCUGUACUGUCGAAACUGAAGUUGUAGUGUCGUGUUUGAUGGUAAACUUGAAUGCAAAUGUUGUCCUCAGUUCAAAGGUGCUUCGUUUGCUCUUUUGAACAGGCUCACAGCGUGGAUAAAUUUGUGGAAUUUUUUUCUCAUAAUGUGCGGCAAAAAUGUUGACAUCCCAAGCUUACUUCACUACAGAAGCAAACAUUUUUCUAUUGGUGAAACAUUUUAUUUUUGUAUCUUAGUUUAUUGUUACCAAGGAUAGUAUCGGUAGCUAACGAUCAUUAACCUAACCACGCUUCACUUGACUUUUGACAAUGCUUCAUACACCAAGGAAGCCACCACCUUUGACGUCUUAAUCAAACCUCAGCUCAUACAGCACUAAGCUAAAGUUAGCUGGGUCGAUUUGUAAACCUUUUAUUCAAUUCAAACUUUAACUUCUAGGAACUGACAUUACUUUUAAGACCAAUAUUUGGUUUGCCUUUAGCUAUUUUUAAACCUUUUUUGUUUAUAUUUGUUUAUUAAUAACUCCCUUGAGGAAUUCAAAUUAUUUCUCAAUGAAAGUUUUUAUAAUUCAGGUCAUUUAGCACCAUGGAGCUUUUGAAACCACAGAGUUAACGGCAGUGAAAAGGUUACUUAUUAAGGAAAAUUGAGUUCUUCUUACCACACACUUAUAUUAUUCCAACUCCUUUUUUUGCUGAAUUUUGGUGAAUUUUCAUUGGUUCGAAUUUACAUGAAAUUGAAGGUCAUGCAGCCGAAGAUCAAAAACAAAUCCCCACUUCCAGUAUGUGAAUAAACCAUACCGAAUCAAAUAUGUAUCAGUCUACAUGAAGUGUUACAGUGUGUUAACGCUUUAAGUCCCAAUAGUGACCAACAUCAAUUUUCUCCUAAUAAUAUCCAUACAAUGUCAAGAGAUUAGGUUAUGAGAAUUAAUAAAAUGAUCACCUAAGAGAAAAUGCUUUGAUCUUUUGUCAAAUUCUCUCAACUCAUUCUUUAAGGAAAUAUAUAGAGAUCAGUUUGGAGAAUUUGUAUGUGGAUAUUGGGGCUUAAAUGGUUAACAGUCAAGCCUCCACUAAUGGCCUCCUCUCUCCACAAUGGCCAUAUACAGUCUAUACAGUGACUCUUGUUUAAAACUCUCUAUAGCGGCCACUUUGGUCUGUCCCCAAGAUGGCAAUUGUGGAGAGGUUCAGCUGUAAUUUAUACAAUCUAUUGUUGAUUAAUUUCGCUGUGAAGAGUAAGAUGGAUGGGGAAGGGACAGGGUGGCAAGGAGGUUUUCUGUGACUUGUUUAUUAUUAAUGGGACCCAAAUUAUCAGCUUGAUGCAUAGCAGCAUGAUGGGUGAUUUACUAUUUUCACAACAUGUGACGUGUGAUUUUCUUUUGAAAAUUCCAUGAUGGUUGUAACCUUUCAGUUGCUCAGAACUUCUGAAAGAAAGUUAUAUUGGAGUGCCUCAUUUUGCAUUAACAGAGACAAUAUAUUACUUUGCAUUCUGUUUCAGUGUUUUGUGGCAUGUGGCCUGGUGUGUGGACUGAGUUGUCCUACAGGACAGUUUCGUUCAUCAGUUCCUAGACUUUGCUGCAAUCUUUGUCCUGCAGGCCACUUUAUGAGCAAAGAAUGCCAGACGUCAGCUAAUGACACACAGUGCUCGCCUUGCCGUUCAGGCACAUACAAUGCCAAAGAAAAUAAAGACACUGCAUGUCGUAACUGUAGAACAUCCUGUCGAGAUCAGAAGGAAACCAUAGUGAAAAAUUGUUCUUCAAUUAGUGAUCUUCAAUGCGAUUGUUCAGAUGACUAUUAUCGAGAUCCACAUUCACUUCAGUGCAGAAAAUGCACACCUUGUAUGAAAAAGGGCCAAGUGUUGGUAUCUCGUUGUGGAAAAUACAAGGAUGCAGUAUGUAAGACUUGCGGCAAGGUAAGACAAUAGUUGUAGGCUGCUUUUAUGUGAUAAGGUUCAUGUUGGUAAUCCUCUAUUUUCACUGUCAUGCCAUCAAAAAUAAAAGUGCAGACCAUUUAAUAUAGAAAGUCCAGAACGUUGGAAAUGAAGGAAGAUAAAUGUACAAAAAGCCUCGCGAAGAGUCUUUGCGAUAUGUCGUAUGCAAGAUAUAAGGAAAAAAGGUUUCACCAAAAUUUAUGUAGCUUUGUAUGACAGUGCCACUUUGGUGUCCCUUUGAGGGGCAUAAAUCUGGCCGCCAGAAACCAACAGAAACAUCUGUCUAAUGUGAGUUUUCCUACAAAUGCUUGUAUUCAUUGCUUGAGGAACUCAUGAAGAUUAGAGUAAUAUAUAUUCUGAGAGAGGAAUGUUUAGGUAACAGAAUCUCAAAAAAUUGGUAACGUUUUUAUCCCACGUAAGAGCUUUCCUGGUAAUGUGCAAAAAUAAAAGUGUUUAGGUGGUGUAAUACCUCAUACAUGGAAGUAGAAACUCGGAAGAACUAAUAGUUUCUUAGUUUGAAUUUUGGUGACCUCAUUGUGAAAACCGGGAAUACAUUCAAAGGUUUGAACUCAACUGAGGGAUUUCUUGCGCCCCGAUUCAAGGCUGUGCUCUCAGAAAAGUUGAAAAGAGCCCAGACCUCUUGAACCUGUGAAAUCCAGGGUGCACAGCAUAUGAUUUACAUGAAGAAGGUAAGAUUUUCUAGUCACUUAGGAGCAAAAGUUAGGCACCCGGAGCCACUGGGCACUGUUAGCGUACAGCCUUGCGAUUGGUCAAGAGCAAUAUUGGUCGGUAAUUAUAUGAUAAAUAUAUUUGGAGAAGAGAGAGAAAAUUUUGUAUCUGGUAGUUCUAUUUCUUAUGCAUAAACACCAUUGAAAUACCGAACCAUUUCACAUAUAUCGUUUUCUUUCUGUGAAAGGUGCGAUUUAUCUUGUUUUGUAGCCAUAGUGAUGGUGAUCUUUUCAUGUGCGAGGAUAACAUGUUAUUUUCUCAUGUGAAGAUAUCAUGUUGUCGAUUUGCAGUUUUUUGUUUUAAAUUGUGGUUCUUCUGCAACUGUCUUUAUGUUAUUAUCUUUUCAGGAAGACUUUGUAUUAAAUAAUCUGUGUGUACCAUGCGAUCGCUGCCAUAAAGGAGAGUUUGUGGUGGAGGAGUGUUCGCCAAAACGAAACACUGUUUGUAGGAAACUUCCAACAAGUACACCCCCUUCCUCUUCUCCACAUAUUACCUCUCAAGAACCAGUUACUGGGACUAAGCUUGUUGAAAGAGGUACUGUACAUGCCAUGUAAUUGUUACAAGACAAAAUUAAAUUCAGGUUAAUAGUUUUGAACCUUGUUGAUUCUCGAUUUCCUUUGUCUCCUUUAGAAGACAGUCCAAAACGUGUACAUUGUCUUGUUGAUUAUCUUAUAAUCAAAGAAGAAAGAGAAUUUGAUCACCCAAACGUACAGAAAAAAUUCUGAGCUCACUGAUCCACAGUAAAAAAAUAUUUCCAAUAAUUGAUUCAUUGCAACAUCAACAUGUUGAAAAUUUCAACCAUUGAAUUCUUUACAGAAACGUAUGAACACCAUCCCUGAUAGUAAGUGCAAACCAAAUCUUUACUGUUUUCCUAUUAGUCAUAGCCGAAUAGAGUUUCUAAAACAAAAGAAAUAGGCAUGUUUGAUUGGUUAGAAUAAUUGAGGACACCAAAGAGAGCCAUAUGCCACUCUCAGGAAUUUGAGGAGAUAAAAGUUAUGAGAAUUUGAGGAGAUAAAAGUUAUGGGACUCUUGGUUGGGAAAAGGUUAUUCCAAAAACUACCUGCUGUUCUGUAGACUUGUAGUUUUAAUAUUAGGCUUUUACUGCAGAUUUGUGCUGCCAGGACUUUGUAUAGAAGUGUGAGAGUACUUUUUUCUUAGCGUUAAUUUGCUUCAUGUCCCUUCAUUGAAAGUUGUUAUAAAAAGGAAUUGAUGUUCUUACUAAUUUAUAUUUUGCAGCUGACCUUAACCCAACACCAGCUGAGAUUAAAGCACAAAAGAGGUUUCAGGAUGAGAUGUGGGGGUAUCGUGCUGUCAUAAUGCUAUUAGUGUUGAUCAUAUUAGGCCUGGUUCUUCACCAGAAAAUAAACUUAUGCCAAACAAUUAAAACUAAAGUCACCACCCUGAAGAAAUGCUCGGGUCCAAAAGGUGAGGAAGCUUUUACAACUUUGAAGCAUUUAAGCUUUUCAAAAAUGUAGUGAAUAGCAUGAGGUUGCCCCUUUGAUGUUAACAUCUUGUAGUCGUAAAGAAGUUUUUAUCUCACUUUAAAUAAUUGUACGACUGAUACUGACACUUUUGUGGCAUCUUUAUUUCAGAAUCAUGUGCUGUGUCAGCUGGUACCCCAUUGCUUAUAAAAGGUAACUGUGAUUAAGCUUGAUUGUAGUAUCAACCAGAGAACUGUCUCCGUUAUGAUGGGUGCUGCUAUUAAAGUACGUGAAAGUAGCUAGGCCUGUCGCUAAGGGGGUUGUCCACACCUGGUGCUGGGGAAUGAGUACUUGGGUACAGUACAGAGUGGUGUUGUGUUUACACAACCUGAGUACCUGAUAUGUCACUGUGUACAUGGUUACUCCAUUUUGCCCUGUCAGGUGCCAUUUUGAAACAUGAGCUGAGCAGCAAGUACAAAGCAUUGGACUGUCCCAGAACUAACAAAAUGGUGUGCAUACAGGAACUUACUGCCAGCUUUUGUCGCUGAGUACAAGGUCUUGACCUCAUCAUCAGGCACUGUUCCUGAAUGCUAGCAUUAAUACUUGAAAAAUGGGUGUGUUCACAUAAGGGCCCAGCGAGUACCAUACUCAGGCACCAUGCCUAGGUGUCUAUGAUUUCAAGGUGCUGGUACAAGAUUCUUGUUAACUGCCAGGAAUGGCUAAAAAAUGGACCUUUUUCAAUUUUGAGCCACUUACUGUGAACAGGGUAAAGUGAAGGAUUGAGUGGGACUGCCUAAAACUGCCUUCAGGAUUGGAGGGCUAAGUCAUUUACUUGUAUUUUCUAGUUAAUGUGGCAAACAUCCUGUAUAUUGCUAGGACUACUUAUGCACAGUGAUGUACUCUAACAAAAGGAAAGACAUCAGUGAUAGCAUCUCUUCUCUUUCUUUUUGUUCAAAUAGAAAAUAACUUCAAAUUCAGUAAAACCCGAGCAGAUGUGACCGAGAGGCUAGCAAUGCACCUAAACGCAAGCAAGGAUUGGAAGAGGCUGGCGGGUCUUAUGAAUUAUAGCAGCGUAUAUACACAAAAUUGGGAACUCACACCAUGCGAGGCAACCCAAAAGCUGUUGCAGGACUGGUCACAGCGCUCAGAUGCCACAGUCUUUACUCUGUACCAGUUCUUGAAGGAGCUCCGUAGGGAUGAUGCCGCGUCGUUGCUUUUGCCAUACCUUACUGGUCAAGUUCCCGAGUGUGAGACUGUGUAA